AUGCCAUCCACUGUCAAAGUCCGCGUGAAGGGUGGCCGGAAUCUUUCCGCAUCCUCCAGCCACUCCAAGUUCAGUUCGGGAGUGAGUAGUGGUCUGCGGAGUGUCAGUGCGCUGAUUGGCUCCUAUGUCAUCGUCACUUUAGGAGGUCACUACAAUAUCGCGGAUGAAGAAGAAGGAAAAGGGAAACAAAAGGUUCAUAGUACGAGAACCAGGAUUUGUCGACAGUCCAGGUAUCCGAUUUGGGACGAGGAUUGUCGAUUUGAAGUGGACGACAAGUUGCUUCAAGACGAGCCGCUCAUCUUUCGAGUUUGUCACUCUGAUUCUAUUGGUCAAGACGAAUUGAUUGGAUUGGUAUAUAUUGAUUUGAAUCCUUUGCUCACCCAAACAGCUAUUCGAUAUGAUGAUGAAAAUGGGGAGUCCAAGAUUGAUGGUUGGUUCCCUGUGUAUGAUACCCUUGGGGGGAUCACAGGAGAAUUGAAUUUGUCGGUCAAGCUCAACUUCAUUGGAGAUGAGAAUCCAUUUCGAGAUAGCUCUGCGGGGGUACAACUGUUGCAUAUCUCGACAUUGGACUCGGCGUCAGGGUUUGAAGUAACCCAUGUAUUUGGUUUCGUGGAAGAAUUAAUUGCCGCGGAUGAUGUCGAAUAUAAAUGGAGCGAAAACUUUAGGCGUGCCAGAGUCUCUCAUGAGUCAAGGCAAACUCUGCUCUACCUUCUUGAUGCCAGUGUGAGGAGAAAAAUGUGUAAAACAGUUCUGGAGCGAGGUGGCAAUGCUGUUCUUGGAUAUCAUCAGAAUUUUGACAUGGAAGGAGAUUCUGGAAUUGUGGCACGAUCCUAUGGUACUUGCGUGAGGAUUGAACGGAUUCAGGCAAGACCUCAGUCAAUGUCAUCGCUAGCACCGCAUACAGACAGCGAACGUGAAGAUUCCAGGCCUCCUCUUCCUAGACCAAUGCCAGAAGGUCACAAUCGUGUAGCUUCCUCAACAAGGUUCAACCUAAAUCCACCAGAAGAUCAGGAUGAUGAUGAAGUCGAGCUUCUCACCAUGACGGACUUCGAUCCUCGUGUUCGUGUCCGAAUCGGUGGUCUCGUGACAGCAAGGAGCAUCAAGUAUCUCGGAAACCUGGCGUCAAAGCUUUCCGAUCAGGAAACGAGAGACUCUUGGUGGCAAGAGCUUCGAGCAGAAAUCAGAUCUCACGCAAAAGUAUUAUGCUGCACUCAUGUCAUUGGAUAUCUUGAGGCUGUUACUAUCUACGAUGAUACUGCAAUCUUAUCCAUCACAGGAACGGCGUGUACCAUUCGAGGGCUACCAGAUCUAUCGCUUCAGAGGCAAAUUAACACUUGGCAAGAUCCUACCUGGUCGGGAGUGGAUGAUGAUAUUCUCAAUGACAAGUCAGGAAGAGGAGGGAACGAGGCAUUGGAACGACGGUAUCGACGCACUUCAGAAAUGAAGAGUCAGACUGGUGACGAUUCUUCAAUAGAGAAAGGUGCCGAGAUUACUCUCCCGCGCAAAGUACAUGGAAAGAGAGGAGUGAUCAGAGCAAGGGCAGCAAAACCAUGCAGUUAUGCACAUGUGCCGUAUCACCACAAACUGGCUCCAUUCCAAAACAUGAAGCUUGUUCCUUGUUUGUGUUGUGGGAAGAAAUGGGUACCAGAAUGCCUUUUAGCGACCUGUGAACCCCCUUCUCGGCUUCCAAUUCGAGGGUCUGGAGUGUUUGUACAGGCUCGUGUCUGCCGUUCUCGACAGCCUUCUACGGGAGAAAGUGAUGCUCUGGCAGUGAGUGAGGCGCUUCCCUUCUUGGAGUAUGACCUGGCUCGGCAAUUAAUGCUCAAGUUGAAAGUUUCUGGACGUAAUGCGGCCUUUAGCUUGAAAUCUGAAGUGGACGUUGGACGCAGCUUGAUUGUUGCCACCCUAACCGCUACCGCAGUAUACUGUAGUGCGAUGCCAGCACCUCGCGUUCUGGAGAUAUCAAGAACCAUUGCAGUUCAAGAUGAAGAGGAUCACCAACUCGUCGAACUUCAGAAUCAAAUUGAAAAAAUCUCCGCGCAAAACAGGCAACGGCUCUCGCAGGCUGCAGACAGGCACCUAGAGCGAAUCCGCAAGAAGUAUUCGAGUGCAAGACAAAACUCCCGACAGAAAUCUUGGGCUCGGCGUGAAGCGAAGUGGAAAAGAGAAGGACGAAAGAGAGAAAAGGAACGCCGCAAUAGCGAAGAUGACCUGCACUUGAAUGACGAUACGCCCCUUCCCAAGUCUUUGCAUCUCCAUUCCAGUCAACUGAGUACUCCUACCGAAGCUGUACCUGAGGGUUCUGAGCGACACGACCUUCUUGAUUCGAGCUCAUCGUCUGACAGUUCAACCUCCAGUUCUUCAUCGAGCAGUUCAAGUGAUAGCGAGAGUGAAAAAGAGUCGCCACAAAAGGAAGAGGCCGGGAAGAUGAACACGGAGUCGAGCGUCGGCUCUAAUCGUGACGAAAUGUCGGCAGAAGAUAGGGCGCGUGGCAAGCUGGCCCAGUCUUUCGAGACAGGUUUUGCUUCAGGCACUGACGUGAGCGGCCAUUUUGGUGGCGAGGACGAUUUGAUCAACAGAAACAGUGGUCAUCGUGGAGUUGAAACGAUCGUGCCUGGAGACUCGGAUGUAGACCUUGAUAUAGACCUUGAGGACCUUGACAACGCUGGACAGCUUGCUACUCGCAAAGGUCAAAGACGAAGGCGCCGAAGAAAGUAUCGAGACGAUAAGGCCCCUUUUGUCCUCGAAAUCGAUGACGAAACAGAUGAAGACUUUCUCAGUGUCUUGCUCGACAAAAACCUACCGGAAGGAAUCCGUAUGUGUACAUCUCAAAGCAUGCCCGAGUUUGGCACUGGCAUAGGGUCAAAACCACAUCAGCGCACUGAUGGUCAAAUAGUCAUGUCUAUGCUUCGGUUCCAAUGGGACAGUUCUGCGUUACGAGGUACAAGGAGCAAUCAAUUCUUCAGCUCGCUCUUCCAAGAACUGUUCGCCAAGUUAUGCUCUCAGCUGGCUAGCUACUCGCCAGCAAUUGUAUGUGGCGUCAGGACACAGGUGAAUCUCACUCCCGACGACAUGAUUGAAUUGAUUUGCACCGGAAAAGUUGUUCUCGAGAGAACGGGCACCCGCUUGGAAGCGAACGGUGACGAUUCGGACUCCUCUGUUUUGGAGGAACUAAAGCUCCGAAAGAAAGAGGAUUUGGAACAGCGUGAGCUGUCGAGAGAAAUCGAGAAAGGUGCAUUGCUGUUGACUUCGCCCACUCCGUCCAUUAGUCAGAAUAGAGCUACAGUGAUUGUGGAUAAGCUCAGUGACGAGAUGAAACAGCUGCAUCGCAGUCAAGCACACCAAGACGCCCAUGCCGUUCAAUCAGCCAGGGCGAAUACAAACACUGUCCCGCCAAUACCUCCGGAUUAUUCAUUCUCUGAGCCCUUCACUAUCAGCGAGUCAGACGACACGCCUCUGUCCCCGCGGUCUCCUAUGCAUUCUCGCCACAAGUCAGAAGGGCGCACUCGAGUAGCAAAUUCAUCACCAGCAGCGGCACUUGCACGUAUUCGGAGUGUUCCUAUUGGGCACUUUGCACCGUCUUUGAAACAGCCAUUACCGCCGACGGCACCAACUCCAACAGUAAUUGCGGAAGUACCCGUGGAAUUGACGCCACUCUAUUACAUCAGCGAUGCAAGCGUUGUCGAAUAUCUGGGAACUGUCUCGAUGCAUUUUGUGCGAGAAUCGAGUGGAUUGGAAGCUACUGAGUUCAAUCGUUUUAUUACAGAGUGUAAUGCGAUAGCCCGAGCACACGUGGCGUCACUCGGUGGCAAUGCAAUGCUUGCAUAUCGCGCGGUCCCAGCUGAGUCCGGUGGACGGGUAUACAAAUCGCAAGUAUACAAUGUGAUUUCACUGUCUGGGUGUGCCGUAAGGGUGAAAUACAGCCAAGCUGAGACUGCGAAUGGAACAAAUCGUAGCGACGCAGCUGAAAACUUUGCCGAGAGAAGGCGGAGAGCUUCCUCAACAUAA
Messenger RNA from Cylindrotheca closterium, 4008 nucleotides. NCBI's taxonomy places the organism in Eukaryota, Bacillariophyta, Bacillariophyceae, Bacillariales, Bacillariaceae. The record is from the annotation of a GenBank genome assembly.